Seriola dumerili (greater amberjack) is the source of this 2276-nucleotide messenger RNA. It is a transcript of the gene grk7a, whose product is annotated as G protein-coupled receptor kinase 7. Gene Ontology annotation, biological process: protein phosphorylation; regulation of signal transduction; signal transduction. Lineage: Eukaryota; Metazoa; Chordata; Actinopteri; Carangiformes; Carangidae. Gene Ontology annotation, cellular component: cytoplasm. Bases 122 to 1795 code for a protein of 557 amino acids. Gene Ontology annotation, molecular function: rhodopsin kinase activity; ATP binding. The record is from RefSeq and is a predicted model, not a curated record. The transcript is spliced from 4 exons.
UGCACUCUCACACAGACACACACAUUCUGAGAGACGCUGCACUGGUUAUAAGAGGGUAUCCGUGGGGAGCCACUGAAGAACCCAGUCACUUAGGGGGGACAGAUCACAUACAGCCGCCAAGAUGUGUGACAUGGGGGGACUGGAUAACCUGGUGGCCAACACGGCCUACCUAAAAGCUCAGGGUGGUGAUGACAAGGAGAUGAAAAAGCGCCGUCGCAGCUUGUCUCUUCCCAAGCCUGAGCAAUGUGGUCCAGUACGAGCUUCCCUUGACAAGGACUUUACAUCAAUUUGUGAAAGGCAGCCUAUUGGCAAAAAGUUUUUCCGUGACUUCCUGGCAAAUACCAGUGAAUUUAAGCUUGCUGCUGAUUUCCUGGAUGAGCUGUAUGACUGGGAUCUGGCUGAAGGUGCAACAAAAGACAAGGCACGUCAAAACAUCCUCAACAAGUAUUGCAAGGCUGACUCCAAGACCUUCCUGUCGUUUCUUACCGGGGAGCCUGCUGAGAAGUGCAAGUCUGUGACAGAUGCCAACUUUGAGGAGGUGAUGAAAAGCAAAGUCCAGGAAGGUGUAAGAGAUUUUCUGAAAGGCAAACCCUUCACAGAUUACCAGGCCAGCCCAUUCUUUGAUAAAUUCCUCCAGUGGAAAGAGUAUGAGAAACAGCCCAUCAGUGACAAAUACUUCUAUGAGUUUAGAACUCUGGGAAAAGGAGGCUUCGGAGAGGUAUGUGCUGUUCAGGUGAAGAACACAGGCCAGAUGUAUGCCUGCAAGAAGUUGUGUAAAAAGCGAUUGAAGAAGAAGGGUGGUGAGAAGAUGGCCCUGUUGGAGAAGCAGAUCUUGGAGAAGGUUAACAGCCUGUUUCUGGUCAACUUGGCCUACGCUUAUGACACCAAGACCCACCUGUGCCUUGUCAUGACCUUGAUGAAUGGAGGAGACCUCAAGUACCACAUUUACAACAUAGGUUAUGAUGGCAAAGGUGUGGAUAAGGGCAUUGAGAUGAAGCGCAUAGUCCAUUACACAGCGCAGAUCACCACCGGCAUUCUGCAUCUGCACGCCAUGGAUAUCGUAUACCGUGAUAUGAAGCCGGAGAAUGUGUUGCUGGAUAGCCAAGGCCAGUGCCGACUUUCAGAUUUGGGUCUGGCCAUAGAGCUUGUUGCAGGGAAGACUGUCACCCAGAUGGCUGGUACUGGAGCAUACAUGGCCCCUGAGAUCCUGUCCAAAACUCCAUACAGGACAUCAGUGGACUGGUGGGCCCUUGGCUGCAGUAUCUAUGAGAUGGUGGCUGGCUACACACCUUUCAAAGGCCCUGAGGCCAAGAAGGAGAAGGUGGAGAAGGAGGAGGUGCAGCGUCGCAUUCUCAACGAGGAGCCUAAGUGGGAGCACAAAUGCUUUGAUGCUCCCACCAAGGACGUCAUCCAACAAUUCCUCAAGAAGAAAAUUGAGGAGCGCCUGGGCAUGAAGAACGACAUGGAGGAUCCCCGGAAGCAUGAGUGGUUCAAGGCCAUCAACUUCCCUCGUCUGGAGGCCGGGCUGGUUGAUCCUCCUUGGGUACCGAAACCCAACGUUGUCUACGCCAAGGACACCGGAGAUAUUGCUGAAUUCUCUGAGAUCAAGGGCAUCGAGUUUGACGCCAAGGACGACAAAUUCUUCAAGGAGUUUAGCUCUGGCGCUGUGCCCAUCCCGUGGCAGCAGGAGAUGAUUGAAACUGGACUGUUCGACGAGCUGAAUGAUCCCAACAGGAAAGAAGGUGGAGGAGAUCCUGAUGAGGAAAAGAAGUCCGGCACAUGUAUAUUGCUGUGAGCAGCCACAUGUUUGAUAUCACAUACCAGUAAUAACACUCAAUAAUUUGUUUGUUUACUCAGUCAGAUGUACACUAAUAUUGAUGUUACAGAUGGAUUAUGUUUCAUGACAAAGGUGAGCACAAGCACCUUUGUUCAGAAAGAAUAACCAUCCCUGUCUUGAAAGGUUGCUCAUGGUUUAGAGAUCUUCUGCUUUCAGGGCAAGGUUCAGUAAAAUAUGGAAGAUGUGAUGAUGUAUUUUGAGCAUCAUCUCUCUGGCUCACAGCUUGCAGAUAUACGUACCUAAUGAUGUAGACUUGAAACAACUUUUUGACCAUAAAUGACUAAGAGAAAUUUUACAACCUCUUUAUUAAAGAUACUAGCAUUAGAAAAGUAUUUGUGCCAGAAAUACUGUAUUACUUCAUGAAGAAACUGUCUAAACAAACAGUAUUUGCAGUAAAAUUAUCUGCUGAAGCAAUGCUGUUGCAUUCAGCAUUAAAAGU